ACAGUACACUUAAAAAAAUGAAUAUCAUUAAAAAGUUCCUUUAUUUCGGUAAUUCAGUUCGAAUUGUGAAACUCAUGUAUUGUAUGAUAAUGUAUAGAUCUAUUACACACAAAAGUGAUCUAUUUUAAGUGUUUGUUUCUUGUUUAUUAUGGCUUACAGCUAAUAAAAACCCCAAAAAUCAAGGUCUCAGAAAAAAAUAUAUAUUACUUCUGACCAAUUGUCCUGCUGGAAAAUGAAAUCUGUAUCUUCAUAAAAGUUGUCAGCAGAGGCACGCUGCACUGACAUUGGACUUGAUAUAACACAGUGAAGCAUCACCAGCAGAUGUCAUGGCUCUCCAAACCAUCACUAAUUUUGGAAGCUUCACACUAGACCUCAAGCAGCUUGAACUGUGUGCCUCUCCACUCUUCCUCCAGUGUUCAUCCACAGUUAUAUCAAGUCCAAAGUCAGUGCAGUAAUUUCCAGGGAAAUAUUACAGCACUUUAUGCUUCCCUCUGCUGACGUUUAUGUAGAUGUAGAUUUCAUUUUCCUGCAGGAUUAGCACAUUGCCCACACUGCUAAAAAGUCUCAUUUGGUCUUAUAUUGUAUUUUUUAAAAAUCUGGGACACUGUUCUUUGGGUUUUCAUAUAUGUAUGGAAGCAUGGCCGCACACGCAUCCAAAUAAACUCCUGAAAAAAAAUCCUUGUUAAAAAUCUAUAAUCCAUAACCACUAUAUUACCACAGUUUCAAUAUUUUAUGGGCAUUUUCCUCAUAACAUGCAUUAAAAUUAUAGUAGUUUGUCUCAGUAGUUAACUAGCUAGCUAACUUUCUUGUUCUACUUUAAAUGGUGCAACAGACAACAGAGACUGCAGUAUUUAAGGAAUGAAAAGAUAAAACAGUGUUGAAGCUAAAAUAAAAGCUCAUAUCAGCUCCCUAUCACAGAGGAAUUAAGAAAUUGGCAAUAAUAAUUAAUUACUGCACCACCUGCUCCCUUUCUGAAGACUUACGAUGCCCUAAAGUUAAUAAGUUAACCAGCAGCUAGGUUACUGAAGUUUAGCACUCUACUGCUAUAGUUAUAUCUGUACUGAGUGCUUAAAUGGUUAUCCCAAUUCUUAUGGAGGAGGAUUUCACCCCUUUCCCUGGUUCCAAGGGUUACACUCGAAAACAAGGGGUAGGGGUACAUAAGAGAAAUGGGAUUGGGUCUAAAUGUGCACAUGUAUUGCAAGUGGUAGCUAGGUAGCCUGAAAACUGUUGGGAGAUUCUAGUAAAAGUUAACUUUAACUGAUAUUUUCCCAAUUUAUCUAAGAAACUUCUAAUAAAACAAGGAAAGCUUGGGGAAUUUAGGACUGGAUGGAGAAUGGAAAGAGCUUCUAGGGAAAGUACCUGUAGCUGGGACUGUCCUGCAGGGGGCGGGACAUCACUCUCAUUGGGGAAUACCAGGCAAAGCCAAAAAGAAAAGCAGCAAGGGCUUCUCAUAUACUGGGAGUGUGUGUGCGUGUGUGAUACAAGGAUAUAUGCUGAGUUACAUACACCUUGAGCUAAAUGGUAGUAGCAUUAACUAGAAAAGUUAAAUAGAAGUCAAAGAGAGCAAAACAGAAACAUGUCAAAGUUUUUAAAAACGCUUACUUCUUCAGUAAAGAGGAAAAGUUGGACCAAGGAAGAAGACAGCAGGACACUUCUAGGAAACUCUGCUGAGGAACAUGACCAGGUGAAUGGAGGUUGCACAAAUCAAACAUGCUUGAAUAGUGCAGUCCAGUGUGGAGCAAACCCUGAGGAACAUGCCAAGAGUGUCAUGUCCAUUCUCCGGGUUGUCCUUCUAGAAGAAAGGUCCCAGGAGCUGAAAGAAGCUGCAGAGCAGGUCAAACAAUGGGCAACGCUAAACAGUGUUACACUGGAGGGAAGAAAUCGUGGCUACCCUCAAAGAUGGUUGAGAGAGUACCUAAUUAUUGUGAAAUUGUCUGUAGAGAAACACUUUCCUGCCCUGCCACCAGACGGGGCUGAAAAUUCGUACAAUGAGACAGUGGAAUACCUGAAAAAUGCAAAGAGGUCAGUGUGUAUGAAGCUGACAGGUCUGGCUGAUGUUUUAGAGGAUGCAGGACUGCUGAGUUACCUGGUUGACAGCUAUAAUCACCGCCUGUUUGCUGUGUUGGAAAUAUUAAUGGACAGAAGUUCAUCAAUGAAAGAGGCUCUCUUCCUUCUGCAGUGGGUGACGCAGACAUACGUAAGUCAUGGCUCAAACAUCAAGGAUGAUGUACUUAGAGUGUCUGACCCUCUGUUGCUGACUGGAUGGAUUGAAAAGUCAAAGCAGAAGAUCCUUACACUCUAUCAGGACAACAUCUCCACAGCACUACAGGGGGUCCUGCUGUACAAUGAGGCUAAAUGCGAUUACAGCAAGGAGGAGGAACUCAUUAAAAUACAUUUAGAUGUUCUUCAGUGUCUCAAUGGUGCUGUUGAGGAGACAAAAACCAUCAGCCCCAUUCUGAUGACAGCUGUUCAACAAAUUUGCUGUGAUGAACUCCACGUCUUUGUUCAGAGGUAUGUGAAUACUGAGAAAAAACAGCUGGAGGUGCAGAAGCCCAGUGAAACAUAUUUACUGCAUCUCUUCCGAUUAACAAACACCUGUAGGCACCUAAGGUUUUAUGCUUUGACUAUUAUGGAAGCAGACAACAACAGAGACUCGGCCACUGUUCAGAUGUUAAAGAAUAUGGAGGCUCAGGUUUCAGUUUGUCUACAGAAGUGGAUUUCAGGCAUAGCUGAGGAGCAUCUAAAGAAGUAUUUCGAGGAACAGGAUGCCCACUUAAACAGAUUAUUGGAAAAUAUCAGAAAAAUAUUUACAUCUCUUGUUCAAAUAGGAAACCAUGGAGAGGAAACAAAAACAGACAUUGUGAAUGUAGCGUACCAGAGCGUAACUAGAGCUUACCUGCGGUGUCUGGUAAAGAGGAAAUGCAAAAAGUUAGAAAAAAGGUGGGGGGACGUUGACAAGCAGAUGAUGAGGGAUGCUGAACUGUUUCACGAUGUCUUCCCAAAACAGGGUACCAGUUGUAAUGGGCAGAAAACGUUUCUGCUGAAGAUGAGUGAAAUUGUAGGUACUACUGAUGUAGAGAGUCUAAAGCUUGACUGUGCAGCCCUGUGCAAAAACUUCCCUAAGGAGAGCAAAGAACACCUACCUGCCCUGCUGAAGUGGAAACGGAGAUUGUCAAAUUCGCAGAGGAAUAAAAUACUGGCGGCCAGUAAAGAGGCCUUUCAAAAUGGAGAUGAUUUUACUACCUGCUCCCAGUGGUGGAGCUACUGCCUCUGCUGCACGUGAUGACAGCAACCUUAUUAGUAUCAAGGAGAACUAAUGAAAUGGUCAGUGAUCAGAUAUAUUUCAGACCAAACAUUGAACAGGCCUUUCCUACUGCUGUGUGAUGAAGAUGUGAUGAAGCUGUUGCCUGAAAAAGUGGUUAUGGCUGAAUAUACUUAACUGUUUAAGUGUUUUAUUUGUUAUUUUAUGUUGCAUUUGUUUAAUGAAAAAAAUAUAUAUUAUAUAACAGUAGCAGUAAAGUUAUACAAAGAAAUUGGGCUUUAAGCUAAUAGGAAUUUUUUUAUAAUAGAUUUCCAGGAAUGAAGAUUCCAAAUUUUGUAGAUUGUUUUGGAAUUCUGUGGAAGUGUUUUAAUUACUUCAGUUGUCAGUACUGACAUUCCUGUUAUUUCUGAUAUUAUGUAUUUAUUAUUUAUUAGAUACAUAUAUUUAAUAUGUAUUUAAUGUAUAUAUUUAUUUUUAAAUGUAUGUUUAUAUUGAUGGUACUAUAGUAGUCCUAGUGUUUAAAGACUCCUGAUAUGGUUUGGCUAUGUCUUUUCUACUAAAUUACUGCAGGUCCUGAGUAGAUGAACUUCUGCUUUGACAUUUUUCUGUCACUGACAUAGAUUGGUACCUGGAGUUUACAUUUUAAAGACAAAAUCAAUCACAUACAGGUGAUAAAAGUGCUUCACUGUUAUUAAAACCUCUGUUUACACAGUUGUACUGACUAUGUUUACAGGUAUACCAGAUAUAUGUCUAUUUACUGUGUACUUUGAUUAAGGCAGGCUGCUUUCUGUACACAAUGUGUCAGCGUCCGUUUUGCUUAAAUAAAAAAAUGUUUACAUUACAUUGCA
This is a messenger RNA of Astyanax mexicanus (Mexican tetra), 4110 nucleotides long. RefSeq lists its product as uncharacterized. Gene Ontology annotation, biological process: exocyst localization; exocytosis. The coding region runs from base 1577 to 3283 and encodes 568 amino acids. Gene Ontology annotation, cellular component: exocyst. The record is from RefSeq and is a predicted model, not a curated record. Gene Ontology annotation, molecular function: SNARE binding. NCBI's taxonomy places the organism in Eukaryota, Metazoa, Chordata, Actinopteri, Characiformes, Acestrorhamphidae. The transcript is spliced from 10 exons.